AUGAAAACCCAGGAGCGUGGGUCGCCGACCGUCCUUACCCUCGCCAGCCCCUGGGCCGGCACCGUGGCUGAAACCCAGCAUGGAUUUCAUCUUGGGAACACUGUGGCUCCAGUUCUGAGACUCAAGAAACGACAGAUGGAGAGGAGAACGAGGACCACCUGCGAAAAGAGCGCGAGGAGGGAAGCAGGGGAGCGGUGGGGCGCGCACCUGCGGCGGGGCAGGCAAAGGCGGAGGAGGAGCGAAGUGGACGAGCGCCUGAGGCUGCCAGAGGAUCUGGGCAGCCCGGGCAGUCGCGGCAUUGAGAAUGCCUCGCAGCUCCUUUACUGGCUCGGACACUGGGGAUCACGGGUACUCUUGAGUUUUGGUUUCUUCCUGGAGAAAAUCACCCACACUUUGGCAGUGGGCUCCUACAUUGCCUACACCCAACUCUUGGAAGCAAGAAGAGUGUGGAAAGUCAAGGUCUCCACACAAAAGAAAAAACUUUUCCUACUUUUUCAUAUGAGUCCUCCGUUGACCGUUAACAGAGGUUUCCAGGAAAUGUUUUAUUUUAACGAGGAAAUGGAAUUGCUGAAGAAAUACAGGAAAAUGAAUCAAUUGUAUGGAAAAUCGAACAUUUCAGCCCAUCAGUUUAUUCUGAGGUUCUUCUCUCCAGCCAACUGCCUGAGGGCAUUUUCUCCCACAGCCAAGAGGGAGGUAGGCUCGGACCGAGGAGAGGACCCUGGUUCGUUCUGGCCAGGCCUGUCACGGGCUUCCCAAGAGCAACUCGCUCCGCUAUUUCCGUCGCUCAACAGACCGCUGGAGCUCUUUGGCAGGAGCAAGGGAAUGUUUGGAUUUUGUUUAGCGCUUCAGGACCCUGAUACUGUAGCUUCUGAGGGAGCUGGCAGGGAUUUCCCGAAUUCCUGCGUGCCUGUGUUUAAAGAUAAUCAUUAUAUGUUUCCAAUUCCACUUUUAAUUCCUACAUAUGGAUCCACCGGCAUUCGGGAUGUACACCUUGAACUGAAAGAUUUAACACUUUUCGGCCAAAGAGGGGACUUGCACUUUAUCAGUUUUCCAACCCAGGACCUGUCUACUUUUAUCCAAAUGGGAAGAGAUAAAAACUUGUCAACCUUGCAAAGGGUGCUAUGUGCUACAAGAGGUGGUGCCUACAAGUUUGAAAAAGAUUUUCGCACAAUUGGAAACCUCCACUUGGAUGAACUUGACUGUCUUAUAAAGCGUUUGCUGUGUAUAGACUCUGUCAGUUUCAAUGGACAAGCAGAGUGCUGUUAUUUAGCUAAUGCAGAACCUCAGCGACGCCAAAAGAUGCCUUUUAACCCGGAUGAUCCCUAUCUGCUGCUUGUAGUGAGCAUUGGCUCAGGAGUCAGUAUUUUAGCAGUCCAUUCCAAAGACAACUACAAACGAGUGACUGGGACAAGCCUUGGAGAGGGUACCUUUCUGGGUUUAUGCAGUUUAUCGUAUGGCUGUGAAAGUUUUGAAGAGGCUCUUGAAAUGGCAUCCAAAGGUGACAGCACACAAGCUGACAAGCUGUCCUGUGAUAUUUAUGGAGGAGAUCAUGAAAGAUUUGGUUUGCCAGGUUGGACUGUAACAUCUAGUUUUAGGAAUAUGAUUUAUAAGGAGAAGAGAGAAUCUGUUAGUAAAGAAGAUCUGGCAAGAGCUACUUUAGUUACUAUCACCAAUAGCUUUGGUUCUGUGGCACGAAUGUGUGCUGUUAAUGAGGAAAUAAACAGAGUUGUCUUUGUUGGAAACGUUUUACAUGUCAAUUCCCUCUCAAUGAAACUUUUGGCAUAUGCACUGGGUUUCUGGUCAAAAGGUCAACUGAAAGCAUUGUUUCUAGAACCUGAGGAAUACUUUGGAGCAGUUAGUGCACUUUUGGGCUGA
Cercocebus atys (sooty mangabey) is the source of this 1875-nucleotide messenger RNA. RefSeq lists its product as uncharacterized. NCBI's taxonomy places the organism in Eukaryota, Metazoa, Chordata, Mammalia, Primates, Cercopithecidae. Gene Ontology annotation, molecular function: pantothenate kinase activity; ATP binding. The record is from RefSeq and is a predicted model, not a curated record. Gene Ontology annotation, cellular component: cytosol; nucleus. Gene Ontology annotation, biological process: coenzyme A biosynthetic process.